AUGCUGUUAGGCUUAAGCACUUCGGAGGCGUUUCUGCAUCAGGGCGAAGACGCUUGGCCCUACAUUGCAAUCUUAUUGGCCAUGAUAGGAGCCAACGAGCAUUUGACGCGCUCCAGUCACAAGGCCCGCAGCACACGGAGAAACGAGAGCGCGGAAACAGGCAGCUACCAAGAGGCGGACUCGGCAAUUGGGGACGUUGUCAAGCGGCAUGGCAGACCUGUGCGUCGCCUACUGAGAGAUUCGGCAAAGAGUCCAACGAGCUAUCUAGUACUGCUUAGGUACUGCCCGCCUCCGCCGGCGACAGUGUACUGUCCUGACUAUUCGGACCAGGGGGGCAACCAGUAUCUCGCCCCGCAGGACUCUUUCCCCCCGGAGACCCAGCUCGGGCCCGCGCUAGGCGACAUCCCCUGGGGGCAGGUGGCGGACACUUUGGGCCAUGUUCUGCGCCCCCCUCGUGCGACCCCCGCGACCCCUCAUUUCGACCCCCAAGGGAGAAGGUACUAUUUUGACUCCCAAGGGAGAAGGUACUUCUUGGAUUAUCAGGGGAGAAGGUGCUAUUUGACCCCGCAGGGGAGAGAGUACUUUUUAGACCACCAAGGGAGACCGUACUAUCUGGACCCCCAAGGGUUUAGAACCUAUGAUUUCUAUAUGGACCGCCAAGGAAGAGUAUAUUAUGUGGACCCCGAAGAAAGAGUGCACUUUUUCGAAACCCAAGGGAGACCAUGCUAUUUGGACAGCCAGGGGAGAGCAUACUAUCGGGACUCCCUAGGGUGGGAGUUCGGUUUGGACCCCCAUGGGAGACCGUACUAUUUGUAAGGAAACGCGCAUGUCGACCCAGUUGUAUUAUGUAGAUGUAGAUGUACAUAAUUGUAGGUCGAUUUAUGUAGAUAGCCGAGAUAGCCGAGUAUUGAAAGAUAGGAUUCUGAACACGGAACAGAUUGACAUUGGUUUCCUCAGUCUUAUCAUGAGGCUUUUUGGGGGUAAAGAUAAGUAUGAUCAUAAUUGAAUAAGAUAAGGAUAAGUGUUACCUCGAUACUGUGUUACCGCCAAUUUUCGUAUAAUGAUGAAGUCCUCACUCAGUCG
This is a messenger RNA of Klebsormidium nitens, 1083 nucleotides long. NCBI's taxonomy places the organism in Eukaryota, Viridiplantae, Streptophyta, Klebsormidiophyceae, Klebsormidiales, Klebsormidiaceae. The record is from the annotation of a GenBank genome assembly.